This is a messenger RNA of Malassezia japonica, 2337 nucleotides long. It is a transcript of the gene CEF1, whose product is annotated as Pre-mRNA-splicing factor cef1. Gene Ontology annotation, biological process: mRNA splicing, via spliceosome. Lineage: Eukaryota; Fungi; Basidiomycota; Malasseziomycetes; Malasseziales; Malasseziaceae. Gene Ontology annotation, cellular component: spliceosomal complex; Prp19 complex. The record is from RefSeq and is a predicted model, not a curated record. The transcript is spliced from 3 exons. The coding region runs from base 1 to 2337 and encodes 778 amino acids.
AUGGUGCGCGUGAUCGUCAAGGGCGGCGUGUGGAAGAAUACGGAAGAUGAGAUCCUAAAAGCAGCCGUAUCCAAGUACGGAAAGAAUCAAUGGGCACGUAUCUCGUCGCUGCUCGUGCGCAAGACGCCGAAGCAGUGCAAGGCACGGUGGUACGAGUGGCUCGACCCGUCCAUCAAGAAGAUUGAGUGGUCGAAGGAGGAAGAUGAGAAGCUGCUUCACCUUGCGAAGCUCAUGCCGACGCAGUGGCGCACGAUUGCGCCGAUCGUCGGCCGCACCGCGACACAGUGCCUCGAGCGGUACCAGCACCUGCUCGACGAGGCUGAGUCGCUCAACGACCCGCUCGCCCUCGAGGGGCCCGGCGCAGAGGCCGCGCCGAGUGCGGAUGACGUGCGCCGCCUGCGCCCGGGCGAGAUCGACCCGGACCCAGAAACAAAGCCGGCGCGCCCAGACGCGGUCGACAUGGACGAGGAGGAAAAGGAGAUGCUCUCGGAGGCGCGUGCGCGUCUCGCGAAUACAGAAGGUAAGAAGGCAAAGCGCAAGGCGCGCGAGCGCGCGCUCGAGGACGCACGCCGCCUCUCGAUCCUCCAGAAGCGCCGCGAGCUCAAGGUCGCGGGCAUUUAUACGCGUACGCGCAAGAAGGACAAGUUCCACAUCGACUACUCGAAAGAGAUCCCGUUCGAGCGGCAGCCCGCGCCGGGAUUCUAUGAUACCACGGAGGAGUCGGCACGCGUGUUGGACGCGCCACUCGGCCGCUCCAUCGGCCAGAUGGACAGCGGGGGGCGCGCCGAGCCAGAGCAGGACAAGCGCAAGCGCGAGGAAAAGAAGGCGCCGCAGCCCAAGCAUGACGAGGCGCUGCGCAAGCUCCGCGAGGAGGAGAUCGUGACCAAGCGCCGCAAGCUCUUCCUGCCGGAGGCGUCGGUGGGCGAGCGCGAGCUCGAGCAGAUCGUCAAGAUGGGGCAGGCGGGCAACACCGCCCGCGCUCUGGUGCAGAACGACGAGGGGACGGCGACCGACGGCCUCCUCGGCGAGUACGCCACCAUGGAGGCGCACGAGGCGCCGCCGACGCCAGCGACGCCGUCGACGGGGCACGAAGCGCUCCUGCGCGAGGCGCAGAACCUCAAGCGCCGCACCGAGACACAGACGCCGCUGCUCGGCGACGAUAACGCCACACUCCACGAUACCGCACAGCCCGAGGCGACGCCAGGCGCGACGCCACGCACACUCACCACGCCGGGCGUAGCGCCGGGCGCAACGCCGGGCGCGACGCCGCGCCGCGACACGCUCGGCCUGAACGCCGACGUGCCGGGCACGCCACGCAGCGAAAAGGCCGCGCAGCGCGCCGCAAAGCACGGGCUGCUCGCGGGCCUCGGCAGCCUGCCCAAGCCCAAGAACGACUUUGAGCUGGUCGUCGACAACGCCGAGGACGCCGAGUCUGUCGCCGCGCCGGACGUCGAGGAGGAUGCGGCGGAGCGCGACGCACGCCUCGCGCGCCUCGCCGAGGAGGAGCGGGCGCGCGAGUUUGCGCGCCGCUCGCAGGCGGUGCAGCGCGACCUGCCGCGCCCGCUCGAGGUCGACGCGGAGCUCGCGUCGGAGCUUGCCGUGCUCCACGACGGCGACGCAGUGCAGAGCGCCAUUGACCGCGAAAUGCUGGCGUUGAUGGCGCACGAUGCGCGCCUCUAUCCCCAGCCCGGCAGCCGCCAGAGCGGCGGCGCAUUCGGCACGCUGCCUGCGCUGGACGAUGCGGCGCUCGACACGGCGCGCAAUCUCGUGCACACCGAGCUCGCGACAUCGCUCGGCUUUCCCGGUGCGCGCCCUGAAACGCUGAACACCAUGAUCACGUCCAAGGCCCAGUCGUUCGACUGGCCGACGGUCGAGACGACGUGGAGCGCCGACCACGGCGCGUACGUCGUCAAGGAGGACCUGUCGCCCGAGGCUAUCGUGCGUGGCCACGCGUCGCUCCUCGAGACGCUGCGCGGCCGCAUGAGCGAGCAGGCGGCGGCGGCGGCCAAGGGCGAAAAGACGCUCGGCAAGCUGUUGGGCGGCUACCAGGCGCGCUCCAAGAUGCUUGCCCAAAAAAUCAACGAGGCCGCACAGGCGCACGCCGAGUCGGCGCUUGCGCUCGCCGCGUUUGAGCGCCUCGCGGUCGGCGAGGAGGGCGCGGCGCGCGAGCGUCUCGAGCGCCUCCAGGCUGCCGUGGGGCACCUGCAGCGUGUCGAGGCCGUGGCCCAGGCCGAGUACCGCGACCUGGACGCGGCGCGCACCGAGGCGCAGGAAACCUACGAGGCGCUCCAGACCGAGGCGGAGAUGCGCCGCGCAGAGAUGGCCUUGAUGGCAUAG